Molecule: messenger RNA, 1787 nt
Organism: Bufo bufo (common toad)
Lineage: Eukaryota; Metazoa; Chordata; Amphibia; Anura; Bufonidae
Product: Y+L amino acid transporter 2-like
Exons: 10
Coding region: 140-1657 (505 amino acids)
Biological process (GO): amino acid transmembrane transport
Cellular component (GO): membrane
Molecular function (GO): L-amino acid transmembrane transporter activity
Source: RefSeq, a predicted model, not a curated record
GUAGAUUAUGCCUGUUACUUAAAUGCCAAAUUAAACACACUAUCAUUUUCUGCUGCCUCACACAGGGAAGCCGCCGUUGUUCUCCGAUAGACCCUUUAGAACAAUGACCGUUAAGGUAAAGCUGUGAAGAUUAUCGACCAUGUUGCCUCCAUGGACUUUAUUUUGCUCUGAUAACAAUAGUGAAAAAAAAGAAACAAUAAAAGAAGAUUCAAGUAAGAGAACUGUGGGAAAUAUGGACGAUAAAAUGAAGAUGAAGCAAGAGAUCACUCUCUUCAAUGGAGUCUCCUUAAUAGUUGGAAACAUGAUUGGAUCUGGGAUAUUUGUAACUCCAAAGGGUGUCCUUAUGUACAGUGAAUCGUAUGGAAUGUCUCUGAUAGUCUGGACACUCGGAGGGAUCUUUUCUAUGUUCGGGGCUUUGUGUUACGCAGAACUUGGGACAUCUAUCGUAAAAUCUGGGGCAAGCUAUGCUUAUAUACAAGAGGCAUUUGGAGGAUUCAUUGCCUUCAUCAGGCUCUGGUCUUCGUUAUUAAUUAUGGAACCCACCACACAAGCAGUUAUUGCUAUAACAUUUGCCAACUAUAUUGUACAGCCAAUCUUCCCAUUCUGUGAACCACCUUAUGCAGCAGUCAGACUGAUUGCAGCAGCUUGUAUAUGCACUUUGACCUUCAUUAAUUGCGUCCAUGUAAAAUGGGGAACAAGAAUUCAAGAUAUCUUCACCUAUGCCAAGAUUUUGGCUCUCCUUAUGAUCAUCUCAGUAGGUCUUGUGAAGAUUGGUCAAGGUGAAACCGAUAAUCUACAGGCAUCAUUUCAAGGCUCAACCACAAAUGUGGGAUUCCUGGCUCUUGCCUUUUAUUCUGCUCUUUAUUCUUAUUCUGGAUGGGACACGCUGAACUUUGUCACAGAAGAAAUGAAGGAUCCAAAGAGGAACCUACCCCUUGCUAUUGCCAUUUCAAUGCCGAUAGUUACUAUAAUAUAUCUGCUGACCAAUGUUGCAUAUUAUGUGGUUCUGGAUACGGCAGCCGUUCUCACCAGUGAUGCAGUGGCUGUGACAUUUGGAAAUCAAGUGCUGGGCCACGCCAAAUGGCUUAUUCCAAUAGCCGUGGCAAUGUCUUGUUAUGGUGGACUAAACUCAUCCAUAAUUAUAGCUUCAAGACUCUUUUAUGUUGGAGCACGUGACGGCGACCUCCCAGAAAGUCUGAGUCUGAUUCACCUGGAAAAUUUUACACCUGUGCCUGCCCUUCUCUUCAAUGGGUUGAUAGCUAUAUUAUAUCUGCUUGUAGAAGAUGUUUUCCAGCUGAUCAACUACUUCAGCUUCAGCUACUGGUUGUUUGUUGGACUUUCUGUCGCAGGAUUAAUAGUAUUGAGAAUCUCUCAACCUGAAAGGUCACGUCCUGUGAAGGUCAGUCUCUUCUUCCCCGUGGUGUAUUGCAUCUGCAGCCUUUUCCUUGUGAUCGUUCCACUCUAUAGUGAUACUAUUAAUUCACUGAUCGGCAUUGGUAUAGCACUGUCCGGAAUUCCUGCCUACUUUUUAGGUGUUUACCUUCCUCUUCAGAAGAGACAAACAUUCUUGACUUGUAUUAGUGCAUGGAUGACAAAAUACAUACAAAUUCUAUGUAACUGCUGCCUAACAGACCUGGAUGAAGACAAGAAGUUAUAAGGUCCAAUUUCAUGAAUUCUGAGUUGCCGACCUGUUCCUGGUAAUGUACUAUUACCCUGUAUACAGUUUUUGAUGUCAUUGCACAAUUCUUUCAUAAUUUUUGUUUUGAAUAAAAUUGACAUUCACAUUG